Molecule: messenger RNA, 1621 nt
Organism: Astyanax mexicanus (Mexican tetra)
Lineage: Eukaryota; Metazoa; Chordata; Actinopteri; Characiformes; Acestrorhamphidae
Product: atypical chemokine receptor 2-like
Exons: 1
Biological process (GO): chemotaxis; G protein-coupled receptor signaling pathway; immune response
Cellular component (GO): membrane
Molecular function (GO): chemokine receptor activity
Source: RefSeq, a predicted model, not a curated record
UUUUCAGAAAACAGUUCAAGUGAAGAAACUGCAAAUACUUCAUAUGAAUAUAAUUAUGAAUAUGAUGAAGUAUGUGACAAGCAAAAUGUGGCCAGAAUCGGAUCCAUUGCGGUUCCUCUGGUCUUUUCCUUUGUGGUCCUCUUCAGUCUGGUGGGGAACAUACUGGUUCUUGUGUUCCUGCCACAUUCUUGGCAUUCACAGAUAUACAGGUUACUCUGCAACUUAGCAAUAUCUGACCUGAUCUUCACUGCUGGACUUCCGUUCUGGUCGUGUCAGUUCAUCUGGGGCUGGACGUUUGGUGAUGUAAUGUGUAAAGGUGUGAGCUUUGUGUUCUCUGUUGGAUUUUAUAGCAGCAUUGUGUUCAUGAUGAUGAUUUCCCUUUGGCACUACUUACGUGUAUUCCAUGUUUUUUUAAUGUUGACGACAUUUUUUAGAGCAGCUACUUUCCUAUCUUGGGUGAUAAGCAUUGCUUUAGCUGUACCAGCAUUAUUCCAAAGCUCAGUCGUAUCUGACACUGAUGAUCCAAACAGACUUUACUGUAUGCAUAACAGCAAUGGAGCUAAACUUGCUGCAACGUAUCAACAGAACAGCUUAUUUGUGGUGGCCUUUUUACUAAUUGGUUUUUGCAACAUAAGAGUUGGUCAGAAACUUAAUCUGACGAAGACAUUGGACAGAGUACGUGUAUAUCGAUUUCUAAGAGUCAUCCUCUGCAUUGUGAUAUUCUUCUUCAUUGGCUGGGCUCCUUAUAACAUUGUGAUGUUUCUGCAGUCCCGCAGUUAUUACCACAUUAAUGAUUUUACUGACUGUAACAUGUCUGAUAAUCUAGACUAUGCACUUUAUGUCUGCACAAUGCUGGCCUUUUCACACUGCUGUAUCAAUCCAGUGCUUUACGCCUUUACUAGAGAAACAUUCUGGAAACGUUUGAGGGAGAUUCUUCCCUGUACCGAAAUCCCAGCAGAUGCCCAGCAACCACAGAUUGCUGAACUAAAUGAUGAUUGAUACUGAAAAAAACUGAUACUGAAAAACUGUAGAAGCAAUCAUAGCAAGACCUGCUAAUGUUAGUGAAUCCCUGCUUUAUUAAACACACUGCAGCAUGGACUGAUUAGAUUAGAUAUAAUAUAGCAAUAAGUGUUGUGAUGAUUGUGCAGGGUGUGUGAAUGCUCAAAGCUGAAAUGUCAUUUUGUUAUAUCAAUAUUGUAUAAUGUGUAUUUAUGUAAACACAAGGUUUGAUAGAGGGAAAUUUAUGUUUUUGUACUUUUUCAUGUUGCCGGAGCCAAGUCAUUUUUAGACUUGCAUCAGGGCAUCAUGCCCUGCCAGCAAAACAUGCUGCAACAUAUCAACAGAACAUCAUCUUCUUUGUGGCCGCCUUUAUAGGUUUUCUGAAUUCUCUGGAAUCUGUGGACGGAAUGGGAUGUGAGGCACAUUGUACAUUGUAAUGUUUUUUUCUGAUUUAACACAAUGCUGGGGUGUAAACGGGAUGACUAACUGAAUCAGGUGUGUUUUGUUUUUUGUUUUUUUGUUUUUCUGGCAAGCUGAAAAGCUACUUCUGCAUCAAGUCAAUAACUGUAUAAUGUCAAGUUGUAUAGUGUUUGAUUUGUUAUAAUGGUAAAAAAAAUCUGAA